This is a messenger RNA of Pyrus x bretschneideri (Chinese white pear), 763 nucleotides long. RefSeq names its product DNA-directed RNA polymerases II, IV and V subunit 9A. The transcript has 4 exons. Gene Ontology annotation, biological process: maintenance of transcriptional fidelity during transcription elongation by RNA polymerase II; transcription initiation at RNA polymerase II promoter; DNA-templated transcription. The coding region runs from base 151 to 495 and encodes 114 amino acids. Gene Ontology annotation, molecular function: nucleic acid binding; zinc ion binding; DNA-directed RNA polymerase activity. NCBI's taxonomy places the organism in Eukaryota, Viridiplantae, Streptophyta, Magnoliopsida, Rosales, Rosaceae. Gene Ontology annotation, cellular component: RNA polymerase II, core complex. The record is from RefSeq and is a predicted model, not a curated record.
CAGAAACAUCUAAACUUCUAAAGAAAGAAACCACCAGAAGAAGAAGAGCAGAAAACCCGCCAUUCGCCAAAAGAAAACAAUCAGAACACUCACAGAGAGAGAAAGAGAGAGGGAGAGCUUCCAAGCCCUAAAACUCAGAGCUUGUCCACGAUGAGUACCAUGAAAUUUUGCCGCGAAUGUAACAACAUUCUGUACCCGAAGGCGGACAAGGAACAUAAGAUCCUCCUCUACGCCUGCCGCAACUGCGAUCACCAGGAGGUUGCUGAGAACAACUGUGUCUACAGAAAUGAGAUACACCACCCCGUUGGCGAGCGCACUCAAUUAUUGCAGGAUGUAGCUGCAGAUCCUACUCUUCCUCGAACUAAAGCCGUGCGUUGUGCUAAGUGCAAGCAUGGAGAAGCUGUAUUCUUUCAGGCAACUGCUAGAGGAGAGGAGGGUAUGACAUUGUUCUUUGUUUGCUGCAACCCCAGCUGCGGCCACAGGUGGCGAGACUAAGAUUCAAGGCCACCACUUAAUGUUCUCAGUUUUCCUUCCGUCGGAAACACAUGUUGCUCAAAACAAAUGUAUCGUUUUCCAAAAAGGUAACUAGGAUGGAGAUUACUUCUAAAGACCUGUGUUGAAAGUACUUCUGCAUUUGUUCAGACUAUCUUUUGACAUCCAAUUUGUGUGCACUCAAAUAUUACUUUUUGUUUUUGCCACAACACCUUGCUUCCUCGCAAUUUCGAAUCACAAAGGGCAACAGGCAGGGCCUUUUUUUUUUUAA